UAUUGUCCUCGUGAAUUUCCUUGAAGAUGGCAGCAUGUCUGUGACAGGAGUUAUGGGACAUGCUAUACGGACUGUUGAAAUUGUGAACGAUGGGGACCAGAGAGUGAGCGAGAAGCUGAUUCAUUUGUUCACGUCUGGAGACUGCCAAGCAUACAGCCCUGAGGAUUUGGUAAAGAGAAAGAAUAGCCUAAAGGCAUGGCUAGAGAAGAACCACAUCCCUGUUACUGAACAGGGAGAAUCGCAACAGACAAUCUGUGUGGCUCAGGUACUGACUAUAGAACCACCCUAUGGCCCGGAAAAUUGCAUCAGUUCUAAUGAGAUUAUUUUGUCCCGUGUCCAGGAUCUUAUUCAAGGACAUCUUACAGCUUCCCAAUAG
Molecule: messenger RNA, 376 nt
Organism: Chrysochloris asiatica (Cape golden mole)
Lineage: Eukaryota; Metazoa; Chordata; Mammalia; Afrosoricida; Chrysochloridae
Product: gem-associated protein 6-like
Exons: 1
Biological process (GO): spliceosomal complex assembly; spliceosomal snRNP assembly
Cellular component (GO): nucleus; SMN complex
Source: RefSeq, a predicted model, not a curated record